Porites lobata is the source of this 40163-nucleotide messenger RNA. NCBI's taxonomy places the organism in Eukaryota, Metazoa, Cnidaria, Anthozoa, Scleractinia, Poritidae. The record is from the annotation of a GenBank genome assembly.
AUGGCGGGUGAAUCUGGUGGCGAAGGAAAGCAAGUUUUGUUUGCUACAGAAGCUGAACUGUACAUUGAACAGCUUAAAACUUACCCUCUAAAAGAAAUAGGAAGUGCAAAGUAAGUAUUUACGUAGAAAGGAGCGUGAUCGAGCGGUCGGACUUAAACUCUCACGCCAUGGUAUGAACCAGACUGUGGACUGACCACAAGCUGGACACACAGUACGUCUGGCCAUGUAUAUAUGCGUUUAAAUAAGCAAAAUUAAUAGUCUUCCUCCUGCCAAUCAGAAAAAAUGUUAUUUUAUCGGUAGUAAAUUUUAAUUCUGCAGAUGGAUGAACCAACAUGAAUUCAUAGAGAAACUAAAUAUGCAGGUAAAUAUCUUAAUUUUGAAACAAAUCUUAUGCACCGAUCAAUGUAUUUCCCGCGGGUUGGGGGGGGGGGGAGUGCGGGCAAGGGGCGGGGAUUUGAAAAAAUUUUUGAUCAGAUUCCCCAGGGGGGGAAACGAAACAGCCCCACCCAAGGGAAAAAAAUCUAAACAAACAAUACUAUAAUACUACAUAAAACGAAUAAAAGAACAUUUCAAAAGUACGUUCUUACUGCUUUUAUUUAAGGUUAACGUAAGCUGUAAUUAAGUAAAAAAAAAAAAAAAAAAAAAAAGGUAUUUUCUCUCUCCACUAGCAUCUCUCAUUUUGAACAACAUAAUCCCUCCGGGAAGAUUGACCGUGCUAUAUAGUAUUAAUGAAACAUACAAUGCUUUAUAACAUCUGCUCAACAUGUCAGAACAGGUCGGAUCAGUGACCUGUAAAAAAUCCUCUGACUUUCAUGGUGGAAUUCGAUUUCAAUCCAGUUUUACAGGCAGAUGGGAACUUGAAGAUAAAAAGUUUCUCAAAAUAGACAUUAUCUGUUUAGAUGACAGUUUAAAGUAUCGGAUUAUGGCGAUUAAAACAAAUGAAAACUUCAUACCUUAAAGCCUCGUGGGACAGACUUGGUAACUGCUUCUGAAUUGAUACCAGGCUUCUGUCGGUCAAAGUCAAAUGUCCCGACCCUGGGGUUGCAUCGCGCGAUCAAAAGCUGGACAGGGGGAUAGUCUCAGGCAUCAAAUCCCCGCCCCUUGUGGGAUUUACAUUGAUAGGUGCAUUAGCCUAACCAGUCAACAUGGUACCAUUAACCCAUUCACACCUGAAUUGCCCAUAACUGCCUGUGUGGAUCCUCGUCCCUUGUAUCACUUGUGACGACAUCAUCAGUUCUACUAUCAAAUCAAGAAAACUGUGAACACUUGAAAUAAUUUACUGUAAGGCAUGUUUCUUGUGUUGUUACCAAUCGCAUCAAUGCUAUGGACAUGCAAGCCACAAACCCCAAAGUAAUUAUACCCAUUGUUACCUGUAGUUUAGUUUUCUCAUUCCUGAUUGGCUUUUUUCCUUACAACACAACAACAUUCCCGAAAUAUUUCUGUUGUUCCUAGUUUUCUGAGUGGGUCACAGAAACAACUAUAAUGCAUGCCUCUGACACCAAACUUGUGCAGGGGCAAAAGAUCUUUUGAACCAUAUCCAAAUGCAUACAUGUAUGACUCAGUCAAACAGGCUAGUAAGAACAAAGCAAAAAGCCAUCCAAAAUUUUUGUGUAUUGCUUUCUGUAAGAUAUUAUAUCUCUGCAAGGUUUUCAACAAUUCGAGUGUAAAUAAAGUUUAUGUAUGUUGAACUACCUCAGUUACUUUGGCUAAUCUGUAUUAUAUAUUUCGACUAUUAAGUAAUUACCGUAUAGCAGAAAUAUAAUCCUGUAUCUAUAUGGUUAAUAUGUAAGUAAUGUAAAUCAGUGAUGCAAAUAAAUUAAUUAAUUAAAAUAAAUAAAUAAAUAAAAAGUUUAUGUAUGUAUGUCUUUAUUAGGCUAUUGUCAGUGCUUCAUCACAGACAGAUGAAUUUGUCAAGGAACUGCUAAUAACUUUAGAGAAGGUGUGUGACCGUGCAAGUAAUAUUUUUGGUAUAAAAGAUUAUUUGUAUAAAGGAUUAUUUAUCAUUAUAUGUAUAUGAAAUAUGAGAAAGAUUAUUUUCUUUGGAAAAGGUCAACAAAGCUUGUUAAGUGGUGAGUAGAAUAAGAUGGUAAAGUGCUUGCUGUAAAUGCUAGGCCAUCUUGGUUUCAAAUGUACCAAGGGAAUACCUGUAGUUAAAAUCAUAAUAUUAGAAUAUGUUGCACAUAACAUUCAUUUCCAAAUAUUUAUUACUGGGUUCUUUUUUUAUAUUUUGACUGCAUUCUUCAGAUUCCCACCCUGAUCCAUGAAUUGUUAGCUGUUGAGCUUUGGAAAGAAAAGGUGUUUCCCAAACUUUUAGAGUCAGGCUAUAACCCUCAUACAACUUUACCUGUAUAUUUUGUGGUAGGUGUAACUUAAUUUAUUGUUAUUUAAUUUUAUUUGCUGCAACCUUGUACUCUAACUUAUAAAGAGAAUUUGAAUGAUUGUUAGUGGAGCUCUCGUGGGUGGGAACCAUGCAUAGUGGAGCACCAUAGGUAAGAAAAUUUGGUUAUCUUUGCAUCCAAGAAAUUUUGUAGAUCCUUUUUUAUAUUGAGAAAAAAAAAUGAAGAAAAAUGAAUUGUUAUGUAGUGCAUGGUAUCUCCAUUAUUGAAAUUUGCCUACAGUAUGGACCAACCCUAGAGUGUACUUAUGGUUGUGGUAGGAAUACCAUCGGUUAUCUGCUUAUUAAUGUGUUAAUUAAAAGUAAGAAUUUCAUGGUAAAAGCUAGCACAUUUUCAUCUAUAUUUAGUACUUUCACUUGAUGCACUGCUAAAAUAAUAUUGUUUUUUUAAACAGCUGUUUCAUGAAGCAACAGUAGUCAGUCUGCUGGAAACUAUUCUAUAUCAUAAGGUAAACAUAAGUAAGUUAUUGUGUUUCAUGUCCUUACUUCCAAGACAGUGCCAAAAAUGAAAAACUAUAAAUCUUUCGGUAGUCUUAGAUUUUUACGUGAAAUGUUUUUUUUGUUUUUGGAACCAAUUGCAAAAAAAUACUUAGUCGUUGGUUGUUUUUUUUAUUAGUUCCACGAGGUAUUAUAGGUAAGUUUUGGAACCACAUGGUCGAUUUAUUUAACUCUUGGAGAAUUCACAGUCUUUUUAUUACAAAAAUCCCUGGCAAAAAAAGUCCCAAAUAAUUCAGCUACAGUGUAUGGAAAUUUAUAUCAUCAAACUAAUACUAGUGAUAAGGUGAAAGUUAUGGUAAUCAGGUUGUGGUGUGAGUUUACAUAACUCAAUUUUUUUCAAGUUUUACGUAAUUUCCAUAACGAAACUCUUGAUUGCAUUUUGAUUGUCAGGAAGCAUGCGAGGCUGCUGGUGAUAGUAUUAUUGAUCUUGCUGAUUAUUGCCUCAGAAGAAUAACACUGCUUAUCGCACAGUAAGUUACUGUUAUUCAUUUUUUUCAUUCUUCUUCAUAGUAGUGUAUUGUUCUUGAUACUUGUAUUUUGAUUUCGAAAAAAGAAAAAAGACUUGGGGAGCUUGGGGGGCACCUUCCACUCCCUGAUGAGUCUGUUUGACAAACAUUGUUGGCCUGUAAAUCAAUGACAGAUGAGACUUCUACAUGUGUUAGUAGACCUAAAAGGUUUAUGCAUAUAAGACUAACAUUAUUUGGACAAACAACAUGGGUACAUUUAAUUAAAAUCUUAUUCAUGAGGCCAGUACCAUCUUUUCAUCUUCUUGCUAGAGCGGGGGUGACAGGAGGGGGGGGGAUAAAGACACCUCCACCAGUUUUGUACAGUGUCUAUGGCUCCUUUCUGAAUACAAUUUAAUACGUGAAGUUUUGACUUCUUCCCUAAAUAUCAUAAAGAAAGUGAAUCAUGUUUGAGUGCCUAUAUGCUGGCCUUCUUUAGGCCACAACGAUGUCAGUUAGCUGUACAAGAUCAUCAGGGUUGUUAAUGAUUGGUACAUAAUGAUUGUCAUCGUUCAUGCUAGAAGCUAUUCCCUCAGCGUUACUCUGUCCAAGUCCAUUUUUGCCUUAAACAUUACUUGAUUUUCAGGCAAGAAGAAGCUACAGAAGAGACUGUAGAAACUAAGGAUUCCUCAAGUGUGGAGGUAAACUAUGGGGUAAUUAAACUUCAGAGAUCAAAACCACUCCCUCCCCCUCCCUCCUUUCAAAGUUGAGGUGUUUGUUGUUUCCAUUGCAACACAUACAUGUAGCUCAAACAGUGGCACAACAUUGCAUGGAGGGGGGGAUGGCUUCAUUUUCCCCUUUGAAGUUGGCAAAAUGUCAGGGCAAGGUGUGUCAACCAAUUUUGUUGCCAAGUGUAGCUAUGCUAAUGCCUCUAACAUAAACUAGUUCAGCUGGCUUUUAAUAAAAUAAUGUUAUUCAUGAAGAUUAAUUUUUUCAUGAUUUCUGUUAGGAACUGAAGACACAGGAAAGGACAAUUUUCUUUACUGUUUGUGUAAAGACUGUUUCCAUUCUUAGAUACAUCAUAGAUUCUUUAACAAGGUAAGAAAUGCUGAACUUUUUCCUGCCAUAUGUUACAUCUUUUAUUGAACAAGCUUCCGCAUCUUUUUCUAAAAGUCUAUUUUAGAAAACACACAAAAAGAACUUUGCCAGCAUCCAACCAUCUUCACCUCAUGCAAUAAUAAAUAUAUCUGAUUCAGUGAUUAAUAUUAAUGUACUUAUUUCUCCUAUUCUAGUUUACCACUGAGUGUAAUGACACGACUUCUUAACACACACAGUAAGUAUUCGCUGUGUGUAAAAUGUAACUAUGUUAAAUGUAUCUGUUUUGUUUGUAGCUAAUGGAACAAGAGUUUUCUCUGUUAAUUUACAUACGGUGCUUUCCAUUCAGCCCAAAAUUUAGGAAAUUUCGGUUAGAAAUCAAAUAGAACAGACCAUUAUGGUUCGGUUCGGUCUGACUGAAAUAUUUGGGAAGUAGUCCCACACCUGUACUUUUGAGGGAAGUUCACUUUGAUUAGUCCGCUCAUUUCAGUGGGUGGGACCAAAAUGUCCCCUUCCAUUUUGAUAAAAUUGUUUACCCCAGUACCAAUUUUCUGUAUCCUGCUUACAAGAACAAUAACCAAAUGCGCAGUGGCUUGGGUCGGGUCUGUGCUACCAGAAUGUACCGUUCCAUUGGGCAUGUGGAAUUUCUGAAAUUUCAAAGCUGAAUUUUUGUUGAAUGGAAAGCGCACAUAGUUUAUAAUGUGAAACACGGUGUCCCUGAUGCCUUUCUGAGAGAUUGGAUCUUAGGAGCUUGGUACCAGUCCUCCUCAAUUUAUGUAUAUUUAAUGUGCUAGAUACUUUUUCCAACAGAUACUUUUAACCCUUCAGAAGCUGAUGUAGUCCAUUUUUAUCACAGUAAUUUGGUCUUACUGUAUCAACUGGGUUGAUAACUAAAAGUUCAUUGGCCAGUGUUAAGAGUUUUGAAAGCUGAAGUUCAAGCACCAGCCCUAACAUUUGUUCAUUCUUUUAGAUUCACUGUGGCAAAGGCCUAGUGCUUCAAAUGUCAGCUUUUGAAUCUCUUAAUGGUGGCCAAUUUACUUUAUCAACUUUGUUGAUCUUAUUUCACUCCCCAGCUAUGAAACACCACAGGUUUCCGUACUCAUUUUAACCCACUCAAUCCUAUGAGCAGUGAUUUUGUUACCUCUGCGUCCAGCAUUUCUGACGCAUAAAAAUGCCUAAAGACACAAAUAAAUCAUGGCAUGCGUCCUGUAGGACGCAAAGAACAAUCAAAUGAUUUGAAGAUUUUUUGGUAGAAUAUCCUGUUCGUCUGAUUUCUGUGGCUGUUGUUUAAAGAUGCAUAUAUUUACUGUAGUCUUGUUUGUUCUUUAAAUAUAUAGAAGGGCUAUAUUUUCAUUACAGUAAACUGUAAUAAAUAGUUUUGAAGUCUGUUUCCAGAUUAACUGUCUGGUUACAUAAAGGCCCAAGCAUUUUCAAUUGAGCUGGGACUCAUAAUUUUUCGCAAGAUGAGUUCCAGGACUCACCAUAUAACUAUUUGUAACAAAAUCACUGAACAGAUAAUCUUGCCGUGACGUGGUAUAAUGGUUAAUGACUGAUUGCAAAACUUGUUAAAAGCCGUAUAUCAUUGUCCGUCAUUGACAAGUUAAAAGUUUUUAUCGUUUUUCCUCCCCACAUUUUUUUUUUCAGACACUCCUGUAGUACUUGUACAGUUAGUUGAGAAUCCUCCUUGGAUUAAACGAGACAAAGGUAGGUUACUGGAUUUAGGUUGUUUAAAUCUCAUUCCCAUUUCUGGAAAAAAAAAUAAAACCAAAACUGUUCAACUGCUUCGUCAUCCUCGGAGACCCAGGGGCAGUUAGUCGGGUCGAUAAAAUGUUCGUGGUGAAAGUUUACUGUAAGAUCGAGACGAGCCCCUGGGCACUUAUAUGGCGUUCCAUUUCCGCCAAAAUUCAAUGUUCCAUUUUACAUUCUACUUUGCACAAUCUAUCCUACACUUUGUGUUUGUCAUUUGAGUUUGCACUCGCGAUUCAACUUUUUUGCAUUCAACAUUCAACUUUGAUUUAUGCAACAUUCACGUUUUCGCUUUCGACAUUCAACUUUUCAUAAGCAACAGUCAGGUUUUGGAAUUCUACCUUCAAGUUCAGUGGAAUGUACAUUCAUUUUUUCUCAUCCAACAUUUAGCAUUUGUCCUUUAAGUUUUCGCUUCCGACAUCCGACUUUGAGCAUUGUACUUGCAAGUUUCCGCAUUCGACAUUCAACUUUUCGACUUUGACUUUUACCCGCUGGUCAGCGACCGAUUAAGAUCGUGGGCUCAAUUCACCUGACCUACCUCCGCUCAAAUGGUGGUCGAGAGACUUCCCAGUCGAGUGGACUCGGGAGACCUUCUCCACUCCCGACAAACCAGACGUCGACAACAACAUGGCCGAUCGCCAGUAUGCUGCAAGGUCUUCGAGGGAGGUGAGUGUUGUCCAACCGACUUCUGCCUUCUUUAGUGGGACACUAUACGUGACACAAACAGGGAGGCAUCGCGCUACCUGUUUGCAUCUCUUCAGCUUAAUUUGAAAAGGUAAAGCAUGUUUUGUAGUGAUAUUUAGCAUAAAUACCACGAGUGAUAUUUGAAAUUUCACGAGUGAAAUUUAAGACAAUUUUGAAAUGUCACAAGUAGUAUUUAUACCAAAAAUCACGUACACAUCAUGCUAUUAUUUGUUUAUACUACUACCUGCAAGGGUUUUGUAAUUUUCAUAUGUAUUUCAAAUUAAGCUUAAGCUGAAAUACCACUGCUCUAAGCCAAUCAAAUUGCAGAAAUUUCUCAUGUAGAAGUAGCUUAAAUAUUCCCCCAGAAAUUGUAUUCUCAUGCGAUAAGCGCUGUUAAUUGAUCAAUUUGUUUCAUCUUGAGAUUACUCAAAUAUUUGAUCCCGCAGAUGUCUGAUGACAAAGCCUAUUUAAAUUUAGCUGUCUUGGAUAUCAUCAGUGCUAUAGACAGAUUUACAGGGUCUGCAGAUCCAUCAGUAGAUUUCCAACCAAUAGUUUUCAAGUUGGAUUUUCUGCAAAGAAUAGCUGUCGGCCUCGAUGUGGAUGAACUAGUCACAGAAUUGAUUGGACAUGCUUACAGGAUGUUGGUUGAAAUUGAUCAAAGAAACCUUGUUAACUAUGCAUAUCAAGCUCCAUUGAAUAGUAGAGGGCAACGAGGGAGACCUUCAUAUGAAAUCAGCGAGGAACAGCUUCAUUUUUUACUUGAGCAAGGGUUUAAAGUAUGUGACAUAAGUAAAAUCCUUGGGGUGAGUGCCAGGACAGUUGAGAGGAGGAUGUCAACAUUUGGGUUGAGUGUAUCAGGUAUAAAGUAACAUGAAUCUUUUAUUUUUGUCUAAUGAGAUGAUAAACUACUACAAGGACAAUUUUUAUAACAAAGUGAUAAUAUUUAGUACAGGAUUAAGGCUAUAAAAAAGUAAUGUUGAUAGUUGUUGCACCAAGCAGUGGUGAUUAAGAUUUUGCAAAUUAAAAUGUUGACUUCCACUUACUUUUACCUAGGGAUCCACUCCCAUAAAUGAUAGAUUUUUCCUUAUACCAUCAUUAUCUUUAUUGUUGUUGACCUUUCACACUUCAGGGUAGCUUGACUGAGAAAAAGUUACAAUGUCAAGUGUAGCCUCAGGCCUGAAGAAUGUUAUUAAAUAAUUAUUAUGGCAGUUUUACAUAUCUGGAUGCCCAGUAUUAGUAAAACACACAGAAGUGUUUGAACUAAAAUUUUGUUCACCAUUCUACCUAGCUUGAGAUUUAUGACAAAAUCAUGCUAAAGUAAAGUUAUUAUUAUUAUUGUUAUUAUUAUUAUUAUCAUCAUCAUCAUCAUCACCAUCAUCAUUAUUACUAUUCAUUACCCAACACCUACAAUGAAAAUUUUUUACUCCAUUAUAUUGCUUUGGUUCAGGUAUGUUCAGUGAUAUAGAAGACAACCAACUGGAUGAGCUCGUUCAAACUGCUUCAAGCCAGCAUCCUGGAAUGGGUAUAAGAAUGCUCAAAGGUUAUUUACAAAGCAAAGGGUUUCGCAUUCAGCGGGAAAGAAUAAGAUUAUCCCUGUUGCGAACAGAUCCCAUUGGUAUUAUGGAGAGAUGGAGAAGUACCACUAGGAGGCGACAUUACAAUGUUAGGUAUCCACUCUCACUAUGGCACAUAGAUGGGAACCAUAAGCUGAUAAGGUACUGAUAAAGAUACCUGUUGUACAGUGUACAUUGUCAUAGUUUCCCCUCGUGAUCUUGUGCGUGGGUCCAAGUUAAACACAAUCAAAAUUCUGCUACUGGAUACCUCCUGUAAACAUACACACCUUGAAUGAACCAAAAAGAAAACACUAAACUGUGGCCACAACACCAGCUAAUGCAAGACUUUUUAAACUGUGUUUUAGCUACAGUUGAAGACAUUGAUCAUGAUUGAUAACUGUUUCCCUGUCCCCAUCUUUUUUAACCCCUUGCAGGUAACACCAAACAUGAUAAGGUUGCCCUAACAGGAGCUUUUAUUUUUUGUUUGUCACUCUUGUAUGUAAAUUAAGGGGUUUUUUUAACAGAUGGAGAAUUGUUAUACAUGGAGGAAUCGAUGGCUUUUCUCGAAUCCCAGUCUAUUUGAAGGCCUCAAAUGACAACAAGGCAAGCACUGUUCUUUCAUGUUUUCGUGAAGCUGUGUCAGAGUACGGCCUUCCAUCUCGGGUCCGCUCUGACAAAGGAGGGGAGAACGUAGAUGUAGCAACCUAUAUGCUUACUCACAUCCAGCGAGGGCCAGGAAGGGGAAGUAUGAUAACAGGUACAGAGUACUGCAUCAUUAUUACUUAGGUUAGACUAUGAGCAGUCCCCAUUUUUCCUCAGGGAUAGUAGAGCGCAUCUCCCCGCCGCGUCUCUCCUUUCUCGCGUGGGAUGAUUUUUAUGAUGCACGGUUUCACUUAAUCUACUAUCCGUUAAGAAAAAUGGGGACUACUUGUAAUCUAUCUUUCCUUAGCUAGAUGACCUUUCCUGGGUUUGUAAUAGAUGGGAUCUUGAAUUCAGGCUAUACUUUAAGAUCCUGAAUAGGUUUUAACAAAGGAUGCUACAUUUUAUAUAAUGAAAUAGAUACUUAUGGGAUCAUGAACUAAUCUUGAGGAUUUCUAGGCAAGGAGAAAUGAUGCUGUAUGAAUAGUAUUAUAUUACUAUUAAUAACUCACAAGUUUCAUUAAAUUAGUUUAAGGGGAACUGUUUUCAUGAAUGCUUGUGUGUGUUGUUAAAAAUCAGCAUGGUGUUUGUCAUGCUUCCAAAUCCGGUUGUGACUUGUUUUAAGUAUGAUGGUAAUUGAAGAAACUAUUAAGCCCGGAAGGAAUCAAGAGACUAUUAAACAAUUCUUUCUUUUCUCCUUUUCUUUCCUUUUUUUUUAAGCGGGGGCGGGGGGAGUAUUUGACACCAAUUGUUAGAUAAUGUUUAACAGAUAAUUAAGUAAACUAAAAUUUUAUUAAUCUAUAAAAUUAUAUUCUUUGCAAUCACUAGGAAAGAGCACACACAAUCAAAGGAUUGAACGACUUUGGAGAGACUUAUAUGGGGGCUGCCUUAGCCUCUUCUAUGAACUCUUCUAUACCCUAGAAAACCAGGAUGUGUUAAAUGCAGAUGAUGAUUGUCACCUCUGGUGCCUACAUUACGUGUUCGUGCCUAUCAUCAACAGACAUCUGAGUAAUUGGAAAGACGCAUGGGUUCACCAUCCAUUACGUACAGAAAGAAACAGAACGCCCAUGCAGUUAUGGAUUAGUGGACUGCAAGAGGCAUGGGGAUUUCUUGGUCCUGAAGGUGAAGUGUUCCAGGUAUGUAACAUGUUUGGUUUCAUUUAAUCAGCAUUACUUGUGUCAAAUGUAAUAACUAAAAAUUAUGAUCACCAAUCUCUAUCCUCAGGCCUGCAUUGCAAGAAAUUGGGGGUUAAUGCUUUGGCAGCACAUAUGUAACAAAUUGCUCACAAUAAUCCUUUUUUUUUUUAGGGCGAUUAUAGCAACUAUGGGAUUGAUUGGCAAGGUCCCGUCCCAGAACAAUGCCCUGAUUAUGUUGAAGUUCCGGACACAAACUGCCCAUUCACUGAGGAGGAAAUGCAUCUCCUACCUGUAACAGACAAUUUAACAUAUUUAGAGGGGGUUGAAGUAUUCAACCAAAUCACCAACUUACUGUAAUAAGAAACACCCUCAAGAGUCAGUCAAGUAACGCUAAAGGACAAACAAAAAACAAACAAGUCAUAUGUUUAUUUAAACUAACAAUAAUUUUUUCAACCUACUUUUAAUCUUUUGACAUGUAAUCUUACAUGUUCAGAACUGGAACAAUAAAUUGCAACUAACUGUGAUAAUUAUUAUUUGUCCAGAAAUACUACAGUGACUGUGUUGUUCAAAUAAAAACACAUACCUUCCAAAUAGGUCUUUUGGUUUCAACCUUUCGAAUCUUUAACGUAAUUACAGUGUAUGAGGACUAUCCUUUGUUGGAACAAGUUGUCAUUAAAGGAUCCAUCUUUCAUUUUAAGGAACACUUCAUUGUUAUAGGGGGACAAACGUCACUACAGAUACCGAUCUGGAGUUGUUGCUAAGGGGUUUUCAUACAUGUAUGAGGUAAAAUAUUUAUUACAUUGUGCUUUGCAUUAAAACCAUGCUUGACCCUGGAUUGUGAAAUAAUCAUUUUAGGCUUCUAAAAGACAUGAAAAGAAAAACAUGAAUUGUUUGUGCAAAUAUAACCAUGUAUUGAUCUUCCUUCAUGUGUAGCUGUGUGCAAGUCCAUUUUGUGGAUUUGAUGGUUUUCUGUAUGGAUGUUUAGAAACUCUCCUUAGCAACAGCAACAGUAACAGCAGAAAAUAUUAAUGAGCAAAUAGCCUUGACUUGUUACUAACAAGAAACUCGAAAUGUCAACAAUGUAUACAACAAGAUGUAACUUUAACAAUGUAAACUCAUCACUUACAGGGAGUUGUAAAUUGAUGUCCAAAAAAGUUAACUCAACUUGUAGUCAGAGCAAAAUACAAUUUGAGAGUAUAGAGAAAAUGCAUGAUAACAAGGAAGUCUAAUAACUUCUGAACUUUGUAGUUACACACAGUUAAAUGACUGUCCUGUGGUAGUAUUUAUGACUGCCUCUAGUGACAAACUUAAGCUAUCUUGGUCUUCGAAUUGAUUUGGAAAUGUAAUGUGAAACAAACAUGUUGAUGCAAAGAUAGCCGGUACCCUAUCAAACUUUACUUGAAUUUUUCCCAGGCCAAAAUCGGGAAGAGCCUUUGAACCCGUGGCAAAAGAGAGAAAUUUUUCCAGUGUGUCAACCUUUGCAUUCUGUAUAAACAUGUGAAUGUAACCUGCUACUACACUUUCAUUGUCAUCCAUAUCUUUAGGGAACUGAAGCACGCCAAUGACAGAAUCUGCAUUCAACUCUUCCUUGCUGGGGAUAAAGAGAGCCUCAAGGAACUCAGGGUAUUCUUUCAUAGCAGCUCGAAAUCCAAGUGUGUUUAAACCCUCCGCCAACUGGUCAAGAAUAAUCUUAGGGCGGCCAAUUACAUCAUGUAUAAUGAUCCCCUGAAUAACCCUCAUCUUGUUGUCGUUCUAGAAUGAAUGAAUACGUGAGUCAGCAAAUGAGUGAGUGAAUGACUGACUGUAGGAGUGUGACUGACUGACUGACUGACUGACCAAGCAAACUACUGAACAGAUGAAUGACACCUUCAGUGUAUUCUAGUUAAAUGGUCGUUCUCACAGUAAGCAACAAUGCUAGUCAAUUCAAACUUACUGUUAAUGCAACAGCAAGGCCACACUCAGACAACAUACUUGAGCAUUCUUCUUUGUCAAGACUACACACAUCUUCAGCUUGUGCAACCUACGUAGUAUUGAUAAAAAAAUAAAAUCUGAUGUGAGUGGUUUUCAAUUAAGUUGACUGUAAACUUUGUUCUGUAAAUAAACAUAGUAAUUUUAUUGCUAUUGUGUGCUGAUUGUUGGCAAUAUCAUCAUUACAUGUAUAUUUCAUCUGUACUGCAUAUUAUUUGCAUAUGUUAUUAGAAGCAAUAGUAAGAAGUAGGCACAAAUUUGAGAUAAUUUUUACAAACAGAACUGUAAUGCCAUGGUCAUGAUUAUGAUGUUACUUGACAUUGUAGUGAUUGUAUACUCAUAGGUGAAUUGAAACAUGUUCGAGUCAGAAUCAAAGUACUGUAUUCUACUCAAUUGAUUACAAGCUCCCUUUCAGUCAGUAAUUUUAGAAUGCACUCAAAUGUCCAGUUUGUACCUUGUCAAUGAAAUGCUUAACAGGCUCUGAACAAUCUCCAUAAUUCAUCUUGGCCAUUGCUGCAUCAAUAUUACCAGAAGCAAUGUAACAGUAUACUGAAGGACUCAACACUGGGAAGCCUGGGCCACCUUGUAAAAUACUGUGAACAAUCAUGGUGCCAAAGUAUCGCAUUAAUCCGGAGGCUACAAUAUCUGCACUGUACACAGGACUCUUGUAUUUGCCGCCUUGAAAGAACAUCUUGCAAAUGACUUGGAACAACUUUGUGUAAAAUUCUCUUGUAACACCACCUGUGUCCACUGCUGGUUGGCCUUUAAACUGGAUUCUUAGCUUCUUCUUAACAUCAAACUCAGGACUUUUGUAAUGGGCUAAUGCAUCGUUCAGUAUGUCCUCCUCCUCAAUUUUUACUUUUACUCUCUCGUCACUCAUAUUCUUCCCAAGCUCCUUUAACAAUGACUGCAAGGAAUCUAUUUUCUCUUUUGAAGGGGGAAAAGAAGGCUGUAACAGGCUGUCAUCAUCACUGCUAAAAUCAUCUUCAGGUAAAUUACUGGAAAGAGAAAGAGCCACAGCACCAACAGUCCCGUGUAGACUGAGGGCUCGCACCAAGUCAUCUCGACUUUUGUCCGGAAACAUCUCCAUUAGUUGUUGCAGGGUUUCCUCCUCUGUUGUUUGUCUAGAUGGACCAGGCUGUGGUUCUUCUCCAUUGUCAUCUAUGUGUAAUGGUACUUCACCUGCAAUAACAAACGAAAUCUUAAUAUGUACUAGCAUUAUUUUAAAUAGCAGUGCAAAUGCAGGUUAUGUCACAACCACAAUAAUACAUGUAAAUUGUUAUUAGCCAAUGCACAACCCGCCUCUCUUUUGUGGCUCAAAGUAUUCACGACCUUGAAGUCAGGCUGCUGCUGAAUAAACUGAAUAUAUCAUGUAAUGCUUAUUUCUUUGCCUUUUCACAAAGUAAUAAAAAUAACUCAAUAAAGGCAAUUUUAUUGAAGACUGAACAGCUAUGCAGAGACAGUCACAAGUAAAGUAAUGUUACGUAAUGAAAAUUUGUGUGUUGCAUAAUUUAACAUCUAACAGACAAGGUUAGUAAUAGCCAAAGGUAUAUUUAAUAUACCUUUGGCUGUUUUUACUUGUUGGUUUCAGCUGAAAGAUGUUCAUUCUUCAUUUUUCUGCAGGGAGUUGAAUUUCACCCUUUUCUAGAUUGAUUUAAAUGAUCCCCAAAAAUGUGGUGGCUGUCAAUGUUUUACCCCACGGUUGGGAGGGUAGGUAUGCACAGUCUGCCCUGCUAUUUUUUUAUGGCAGUGCAUAAACAACAGACUGGCAGCACAGGAAAUGCAUUUCCCAUGAUCCCUUAGGAGAUGUCACCAGUAUUGCGUGACUUGAAUUGAUGCAAUGACAAUGAAAAGUCCACCCGAAUGAAAAGUCUACACAUUAUAAAAAGCUGACCAAAACUGAAAACUAUACCAACCCAAUGUCAAGUCUAAUAAAGAAAAAUCAACCCAAAAAGGAAGUCUGUGCAAACUAAAAGACAAUGUGUACCCCAAAAUAGGGAAAAAAAUGUGAAAAAACAAAUUUUAUAUGAAAAUUUGCAUCAUAAUUUUGGCACCAAUGGCAUGCCAUAUGAUCCUUGUAAUUUACUUCCAAUACAGGGAAAGCUUUAUUAUGACACGCCUUAUGAAGUUAUGAUGAAUACUACUCUGCUGGAUCUUGUCCCCUUGCAAUACACACCUUCAUCCUGCUGCUGCUUCUGUGACUGAGAAGGCUGGAGCAUUGGGGGAGGUUCCCAGUUACUGUCAUUGUCUAUAAAAAACAUAAUGUUACUGAGUGGGUUUUGAGUUCCUUUGAUUUACAGCACUCUACUUCAAAUAUAAGAUAACAGAAAAUAUAUCCACUAAGGGAGGAGGUCCUGGGGGUGGUACUGGCAUGUAUGUUUGCCACAAAUAAGUAUGUGCCACUGUAAAAGGUAAUGGUUUUUAAGCAGUUUACUCUGGGAUAGGGUAUAUCAAUCAGAGAGUUUGGGUCUAGAAUAGGGUAUUAUUUUCCAGGAAUUGGUUGAAAGUUUUAGUCUACAAUAGAGAAACUGGGAAUUGACACUCAAAAAUAUAUAAAAAAAUCAAAUCAGCACGUUUAACUUUACAAAACUCAGCCUACAAAACUACUAUAGGAUAGUAGUCUAGAAUAGAGUAGCAAAAUUCAGCUGAACUAGCUCUGGUAUAGGCUAAGGGUCCCAGGGUCCCAGUAGCACAUCCCUACCCAGAAAUUCCUAAAGUAUCCUCCCCUCCCCCCAGGAAGGAGGUGAACUUUGUGAUGUUAGAUUUGAAGAGGCUUUCUCCUCAGUUAAACAUAACGUCAUAACGUCAUAUCACAAAGAAGAAAGUUCUUCAGCUGUUCAAGUAUUCACUGAAUUGUACUUUCAAGCCCUAGUUACAUUUGCACAUUAUUUAUGACAUAAAUAAGAUACAAAAGAGUAUGGAUCAUGAUACUCAGCAAGCUUAAUGUACUGACCAGCACUGAAUUCAAAGUCAUCUUCAGGCUGCUUGGUCUCUCCUUGCUGGUGAGUCUCCUGGUGCUCCUGCAUAUCCGUCAUGAUAAUAGCAGCACCACAGGUAAAACAGUUAAUCAUAGGAACAUCACUGUCAACCUAAAUAAUCAUUUAGAAGGGUAGGCAAAUCAACAAACAUACAUGUAAGCAGUAGUUAAAAAUACACACAUAAUUGAAGCGUAUAAACAAUGUAAAUCAUGUCAAAAUGUUCUUCAGCUACAGUUUGUUUUAGGAUUUCCUUUGUUCUGAAAAAUGUUUAUGAACAUGAGGCAAAUAAAAUUAAAAAAGAAAAGAAAUACAAAGACUGAAACCACUGAAAUCUGAAUUUCAUUUUAACUUAUAGCGUCUACAUCUUAAACUUUAACAUCAUUUCCAUUUGAUAUUACAAAAAAUCCACUACUUUCACAGUAAGAAAAUAAUGAAGCUUGAUAUAAUGUAUAUUCCAGACUGAAUUUAAUAUACUAUACAUAUAUAUAACAAACCCAUGGGCAGGUUAAAAGAACAAGGUUAUAAAUUUAACUUAAAUAAGCAUACAUGUACACAUACUCUCAUCAGUAAAUUCAACAAAUAAUUUGUUUUAUUAUAAAUAUUACCAACAAUGCUCUCCUCCUAAUUAAUCCAAAACACAGCUAAUUACAAUACAAAACCAAUUGAACAAGAAAUAAAGCGAAAAGAGUCACUGACACUACUAUUGUAGCUUGUUAAUUUCUGCUAUCCAACUUACAUCUUCUUUAUCUUCUCCACCUUUGUCAUCAAGUUCAAUGUCCUUUUGGAGAGGUCGUAUGAAAAUUUUUGCUUGGCCACAUAACUCCUUCAGUCUUUGAGGUGUGUGUGGGGGAAGAAUUCUGUGGAACCCUGCACCCUCCCCAUUACCUCUCUGAAACAACAGCAGGUCAAAACCCCCAACCUCACUCAAUUGAGGAAAUCGUUGGAUGAUUCCAUUGUACACAGAGCUCUUGUUAUACCCAAAGGUAAUACUAGCAUCACCCAAGCCAGCAUUUGCCAGUGCCGUUCUUUCUUUCACAGACAUUGGUGGAUUUGUCUGCCUCUUCCUUGGCAGCUAGACACACAAACUUUAAAGUACAUGUAGCAUUUCGUUUGGACUUUGGAAGAGAGCUGCCAGAAGAACGUGCUCGUUUUGCAUUGUUUCCAUGGCUAAACAGCCUGCGCUGUUCAGCAGCAACAGAAGCAGACAGACAAGCAACUGGAGAAGGAUUUGUAUUCUGUUGUACCUUUCUGGUGCUGUCUAAAAAUAAAAAAAAUUAUAAUAAUAAAUAUAUUCAAGCAGAACCUUCUCAACAGCCAAUCUAAACAAAUUUAACAACAGAGAGCUCUGACAUAAUUAUUAAAUAAAUACAUGUACGGUGUGCGAGCACUGUAGCUUUUUCUGUAUUACCCAUUGCUUACAUUACUUGAAUUGCUCAGACACAAGAGCUUGUGUAGUCUGCAUGGGAGGCCAGAGAUUGGGGUGCCUGUGGCGUUUUAUGCAGACCGAUUCUUGAUUGCUGGGCAACAAAUCAAAAUUCAUUCCUUAAUUCUCACACAAUAAAGAAAUGAGUAAAAACACAAAGACAAGAGUAUUGCAAGCAAAACCUUUCGGAAAUAUUUCAUUCUACGAUCGAUGCCGUCCAUUACGCAGCGCGCGUGAAGUGAUCAAAAUGAUGCUGCCGCUAUUUAUGCGUACAUGUAAGCUUGUGUCGGCGCUUACGCGCGAACUUUAUUGAACACAUAACUUCUUCAUACUUGACAAAGAUUGCCCGAUACUUACUUGGAGAUGGUGUCUCUUCCAACGAGGAUAGACGGUCAGCCACCCUCAACAGGGUGGCUCUCACUUCACUUAAGCUAGCAGCUGACGGUUCCGCAUCCCGGCGAUCGGCCAUGUUGUUGUCGACGUCUGGUUUGUCGGGAGUGGAGAAGGUCUCCCGAGUCCACUCGACUGGGAAGUCUCUCGACCACCAUUUGAGCGGGGGUAGGUCAGGUGAAUUGAGCCCACGAUCUUAAUCGGUCGCUGACCAGCGGGUAAAAGUCAAAGUCGAAAAGUUGAAUGUCGAAUGCGGAAACUUGCAAGUACAAUGCUCAAAGUCGGAUGUCGGAAGCGAAAACUUAAAGGACAAAUGCUAAAUGUUGGAUGAGAAAAAAUGAAUGUACAUUCCACUGAACUUGAAGGUAGAAUUCCAAAACCUGACUGUUGCUUAUGAAAAGUUGAAUGUCGAAAGCGAAAACGUGAAUGUUGCAUAAAUCAAAGUUGAAUGUUGAAUGCAAAAAAGUUGAAUCGCGAGUGCAAACUCAAAUGACAAACACAAUGUGUAGGAUAGAUUGUGCAAAGUACAAUGUAAAAUGAAACAUUGAAUUUUGGCGGAAAUGGAACGCCAUACACUUACUCUUACCGAACCAGUUCCAGAGGCGUUUGAAUUGCCUGCUUCUGAUUGGCCAGAAAAAAAUUUUUCUGGCCAAUCAGCGAAGAGAAGCUGCCGGGUGACUCUCGUGUUUUCUUACACGACGUAGUUUUCCUCAUCGAUCGCCAUAGUUGCGUAGCGCGUUCAACGCGGAAAAUUUCUCGAGGAAAGUUUCAGAACAAAAUGUUAACAACCCGCAAAAAUUACAACCCUUCGCACGGCUACAAGAAACAAACACUCUCCGAUGAAUUUUUAGGGCGGAUCUUUCCAAGGUAUCGUAAAUUUUUAUUGCUGAUACGAUACGCGAUGCAUGACUUUCACUUUCCAGACCGGCUUAAUUUGCUCACACUGUCUAGUAUACAACGCCAAGCUUAAUACAGUUCGUUGCACGACUUCUGAAACUUUCUACAGCGUGAAAAUUUCCGUUGCACGGGCCACGCAAAAACGUCGAUUGAUCGUGGGAAUUGCUGGCUUGCUGCAGGGCAUGCACCUUCUUGCUUUCGCGCCAAACUCCCUUACCGUAUUUUAAAUACAGCCGUUGUGUUUAGUUCGAAAUCUCGGUCCGGUUAUGUGCUGAAUCCUGACUUGUUAAGAGGUCGAUUUUUGAGGGCUGUGUGGGUUUGUUUUUACGGAUAAGCGAAGGAAAAAAAAUAAAGGUGAGUUUGCGAAAAUGUUUGAAAGUGGUUGGUGUGAAAGUCUUGGAGAGCUAUAAACGCGCAGUGUGUGACACGUGUAGAUAUAGAGUUGAGAAAUCGUGGAAGGGUGGGAUGUCUAUAUAGAUAUUUUUGUAGUCACUAAAACUUUACAAGAAGUGAACGCUCUUAAGGAAAUUCCAGGGAGAAGAGACCAAGGAAUAGGGACACUUUCCAAAGAUCCAACGUCAGCUCUUGAUUUCAAGGACCUGGGUCUCUGUCUUACUAAACCGCAUAAAGAGAACCUGGGUUAAUCUUCACUGUGAUUAGAAUUAUGGCUAAUAUAGUAGAAAUGAAUUUUUAUUAUAAGAUAUCUUUUAGCAAAUACAUGUAUAAAACUAAUUUCACAUAUGAUUGGCUUGAUGUUUCCCCUUACCGACCCCCUCAAACACAUCCACAGUGCCAUUGUUUUAACUCCCUUACAAUUGAUGGUACAAGAUUGGACUUACUUUGAAAGAAUAAUGCUGCAAUAUUAACAAUUUUUCUUUUGGUGCAUUUGUUUGAUAUUUCAUAACUUCCCUAUCAUAAUUCUCCUCAUCUGACAAUAAUAUUCUUCACUGAUAAUUAUUUUUAAAUCUUUAAACACCCUCUUCAGAAAGGUGAAUCUUCAUUGCAUGGUCACCAUUCCACACAGUGUCUCUAAAAUACUUUCCACAGAACAUAAUUUAAAACAAUUAUUGUUUCCUGUAGAAGACAAUCAGAUAAUACAAAUUCUAGAAUAGAAGCAGUGAAGAUUUGAUUCUUGAAAUUCCUGUCUCAGAUCAUCUUGAUUUUCUUUAAGCAGACUAACAGUCUUUGGCACUGAUGUGGCAACAUAAGUGGCUUGGAAUGAUUCUCCUGUUUUCAUUACUGUCUUCAAAAAAGGAAGGAUUUUUUUCUUUUCUGCAGGUUGUAGACUUAAAAAAAUCUAAAAGAAGAAAGACUUUUAGAAUUAUUGAAAACAGUAAGUGACAAUUUCACCACAGUUCCCUUUUUUCCAGAGAGUGUUGGAAAAGUGUAUGUUGUAUGUAGGUAUACCAUAUUUACUUGUGUAUAAUGUGCACCCAAAUAUAAUGCACACCCCAUUUUUCUACACAGUUUUCAAAUAAUAUACUCAAGUACACUUGUUGGCCACCUAGUAAAACAAACCCUUUGGGACAGAAAGAAUUAUCAAAAAAUACCCCAGAGUAAACGUUUACUAACAAAUUAAAAUAAAAUAUUACAGUUCCCUAGUAUUUACAUAAGUCAAGCAGUAUUAUAAGUAGACAUGUGAACUCCAAUAAUGAUAAAGUAAAAAAAAAUCGCAACAGCGUAAAAAAAAAAUUAUUGUAAUGGCAUCUGUAGUUCUGUAUUAUGGUAUGUUUUUCCAUUUAUAUGUCAAUGUUCGAUUACACUAUUAUCUUAAGCAGUCACAAGGCUUACUUCAUCAGCUUUUAAUUGUCAAUAAAUGGUGAUGAUAAUUCUUGUGAAGUGUCUGUCAGCUUUUAGACAUAAGAUUACUGAGCAUCCUUGAAUAAAAGCCAGAUCUACUGUUAAGUAUAAUGAGAGUCCUGAAGGGACAUUGAAACUGUUUAACCCUCGAUUCCCAUUUUUUACAUUUUUCCCAUUCUCAGUGAUAGAAUCCCCCUGCCAGUGACUUAAAUCGCAUUUUCCCAGAGCAACGGAACUCCCCACAAUGAAUUUAGUGUAGCACCCUUCCUAGUAAACAAAUCAGCAUACUUAUCAAUGAACAGCUGUAUUUACCUGCAACGGGAUUCUUGUGGUAAAACUCCUUAGAGAACAUUGCCCUGAAUUUCUUGUCCCACAGUUAAUGAUUCUGGGCUUCCGUACAACAAUGAAAAUGCUCCCUAUCCAUUCAAUAUUUCUCAAUCUUUCGUUUUGCUUUCCCCUAAGUAGGCGGCCUGAAUUCCUAGUGACCUUGAAUACUUCACCUGGUCCUCAACAAUUGACAUGAGAGGUGAAAUCACUAUGACCAAUGGAUUACUAAGGAACUCAUAACCUUUAGCAUCUAACGAUUUUUAAACCCCCUAGCUUAUAGGCAACAUUUGGAAGGUUAGACUCUUCUAUCAAUUGCCCAAAAACAUCUCUUCUUUUCACAAUCUUCUCAGUCAUAAAUCUUUGCUUCGCUUUGAACUGUACGUCAGGAAACAAUUAAUGACAAGCCUCCUUCAAGCGCUUGCUGGAGGUCUCCCUCGAAUCUCAAGUUAACACUAUUAUCAACUUCGGCAAAAUUCGUACGGUCAACUGCUGUAAGCUUUUAAUCUUAAAAGUUACGAAAGGAGUUUGGAGCGAAAGCACGAAGAAGGCACUGCAGCUAGCCGGCAUUUCCCACGAUCAAUCGACGUAGUUGCGUGGCCCGUGCAACGGAAAUUUUCACGCUGUAGAAAGUUUCAGAAGUCGUGCAACGAACUGUAUUAAGCUUGGCGUUGUAUACUAGACAGUGUGAGCAAAUUAAGCCGGUCUGGAAAGUGAAAGUCAUGCAUCGCGUAUCGUAUCAGCAAUAAAAAUUUACGAUACCUUGGAAAGAUCCGCCCUAAAAAUUCAUCGAAGAGUGUUUGUUUCUUGUAGCCGUGCGAAGGAUUGUAAUUUUUGCGGGUUGUUAACAUUUUGUUCUGAAACUUUCCUCGAGAAAUUUUCCGCGUUGAACGCGCUACGCAACUAUGGCGAUCGAUGAGGAAAACUACGUCGUGUAAGAAAACACGAGAGUCACCCGGCAGCUUCUCUUCGCUGAUUGGCCAGAAAAAUUUUUUUCUGGCCAAUCAGAAGCAGGCAAUUCAAACGCCUCUGGAACUGGUUCGGUAAGAGUAAGUGCCCAGGGGCUCGUCUCGAUCUUACAGUAAACUUUCACCACGAACAUUUUAUCGACCCGACUAACUGCCCCUGGGUCUCCGAGGAUGCCUCAUUCCCUGUAGGAAUUUCACGAGUUGAACUAUAUCAAAGGGUGGAGAAAUUUGUCAUUUCGUUCCGUAAAAAGACCUAAAAGAGCUAAUAGACGGGUUUUGUGGCUGUGAAAAAAGAUAAGAAAACUUCCUGGUUUAAGGUGGAUUUCCACUGUCGCGUAAUUUUGUUUUACGCACGUAAAUUUUAAGCGCGUAAAUGAAAUAGAGACAUUGUAUGGAAGGUCACGGGUAGACGUUUAAAGUUGAAACUCGCUCAACUAUAAUUUUUACGCGUGGCAUUGCUCUAUUUCAUUUACGCACGUAAAUUUUACUUGCGUUCGCACGGAAAAAUUAUGCGAUAGUGGAAAUCAACCCUUAGUGAUUUAUUCAUAAUUAUUUCAAAGACGUUGCGUUUAAAGCAUUUUAAGGGGACGUAAAAACCAGGUAUUUGAGAGAGGUACCAUUUCUCAAGGUAUAAGAAAGGGGUACGUUUCAAAAAUAUCGUUUAAAAGGGUAAGGGGCUGUACUUGGGGGCGCGCGGAGCCUUCCUGCAUGAAUAAAACUUUGUUGAGUACCCCUACUCAGGCAAUCACCGUGGGAAACAAGCUUGCGUAUGACCGCCGUUACCUUCGUAUGUAAGUACCACUGAUGAAAAAAAGAGUUUGCUUUCUCCACAGUCUGAGUGACCUCAACUCAUACUUGUUGUUUCUAGGUAAGCUGAUGAAAUUUAUUGAUAACACAUGGAGAGUGAUAGCUGAGAAUGAGAGACUACAACUUAGUAAAACAGAAGGCCAGGUACGUAGGGUCAACUGCUAUAGACCUUCAUAAGCUUUUUAAGACUUCCUUGAGAUGCCCACGGGCAUGGAAGUUGCCAGAAAAUGUUGUUUUCACAGAGCUUAGCUUGGGUGGGUCAUCUGUACAAAACGCUAAGCAGAUCAUUUUGCUAUUACUAACUGACUUGAAUGUGUCCGGCGUACUAUAAUCACAAUCUCAUUGGGCGACAAUUACCCAUAUUGGUAUUUUUAGGGAACUGCAACUCCCAAAACACCCUUGAAACCAGGAAAACACUCAAUCAUGUCGGUCUAUAUUAUGAUUGAAAUCUUUCAGGUUUGGCUUGCUGUCUAUCAACUGUUCAUGAACGAGGACUGCCAAAGGAAAUAUGAAUUUAAUUCUUACAGCAAGGAACAAAUAUUAAAGGUAACUUAAGCCUCUUUUAUAAACAGUUCACGCCCUGGUUUUUCAAACGUUGGAUAACGUCAUCCACCUUUUGAAAGAGCAGCAUGAUGCCAUCAUUGCUAUAAACUCAAUACAACAAUAAUGGCAUGACCUUCGCAAAAGAAUUAAGAAGAUUGAAGAAUCCCAAUCACGAGUGGAAGAAAAUUGUUCGGAAGUGCUAUCCCCAGCUGAACUUGGUAAUGAUUCAGUUCGUGCAAGGUUUCCUAUAUUCUGUUGGGAUACUACUACUGAUAAUAACCAAAGGUAACGGAGUGCGGGCGACAACGAUCGAAGGUCAAAACGUCGUGUUAUGUGUAGGUUUCACGAAACAGAUAGUCAGAACGCAUGUGAUCACAUUGCGAGGGAUAGAAGGUCGAGACGCACGUGAUCAAAUUGCGUUCUGUUCAUUCCAUUCAUUCUUAGUGGAAGUCCAAACCGAUGCCAUCCUCGGAGACCCAGGGGCAGUCAGUCGGGUCGGGAAAAAAGGCGGGACGAAAGUUUUUAUUACGGGCGAAAGAGCCCCUGGGUACCGACUCUCACCGAACUAUUUCCAAAAAUUCGAGCGGAUGCCGGCUCCUGAUUGGGCACAAAAAAUGCUUUGUAUUAUUGUGCCCAAUCGGCGAACAGUUUCUCCUGAGUUCUUUUCGUGAGUUUGUACACGACGGCUAUUGUCUCGCCACACUUGCCCGGUUCGUUCACCAAUGCAAGCUUGUGCGUACAAGGGAAACUUUUAUUUUCUACUUUCCUAACCAGAAACAAAGGAACUACCGAUGAGUUGAAUAAACGUUUGGGUUACUAUCAGCAAGAGCAAUUGAAUUUGCCCCGAGAAUAUUCUGUUUUUGACGGAUCACAAUUAAGAGGCAGCGGCGAUGAGAAAUUCAAAUGAGUAACAGCUUGACAAGGCACAACAACAACUUUGCACGUGCAUCACGCUUUUUUGUACAUUUCUUUGCUGUCAACUGCACGACUACUCGUGAAAAUGCCAAAUUUCACGUUUUGUGAAGGACGUAAACAAGCAAUAACAAAAUUCAUUCUCUCUUCAUGAACUUUGAUAUGGUUCAGAAGAGUUCGCUUGCAUUUGUCAAAGUAAGCGAGUUGGAUCAGAUGGGGAUUUUAUAUCAAACUGAAAGUUUCCUGACUGCGUGCAUUUAUCGAGACAAUAGCCGUCAUGUAAGAACACACGAAGAGAACUUAUUGAGAUGUGUUCGCCGAUUGGGCACAAUAAUACAAAGCAUUUUUUGUGCCCAAUCAGGAGCCGGCAUCCGCUUGAAUUUUUGGAAAUGGUCCGUUGAGAGUCGGUACCCAGGGGCUCUUUCGCCCGUAAUAAAAACUUUCGUCCCGCCUUUUCUCCCGACCCGACUGACUGCCCCUGGGUCUCCGAGGAUGAACCGAUGCAGGCGAAAUACAUGCGACGCAUGCGUAAUAACAACCUGGAGAUGAGGAUUGCGGGAGACAAGAGGAGCCCGCAACGACUUUUAUUACUACUAGUACUACUACUCCUACUACCACUACCACUACCACUACCACUACCACUACUUCACCACUACCGCUACCGCUACCACUACCACUAUAACUACCACUGUCGCCGCUGCUUCUGCUGCUGCUACCACCACUAAAGCAAAAAACGAACAAGAGUAUGAGAAUUUGACUGGUUUAGCGAACAGAUUGAAAUGCGUCGGUACGGACGCAUCCGUAACGCAUCCCAGCUCAAAAGAGAUAGCUAGGAAGGAAAUUUUCACAACGUGUUGUAGCAUAAACUAGACAACCGGUUGGAAAGUCUGACCGCUAGUAUGGUUUUUCACCUUUUAACUAUAGUGGCAAGACAAAUAGCAAACACGUAGAAUUACAGUAAUAGGCCGAUUCGGAGUUCCAAAAAUUUUCACUUUCAAAAUGAGGCUUAGUGUAAAACCUUUUUUUUUUUUUGUUAAAAUGAGUUUUUUUUGGUGUGAGAAGAAAAAAUCAUUUUCAUAUCAAUGGCUUCACACUUAGCUUCUCUUAGAAACAGAGGCUUGGGCGACUUCGAAAUGGCCUAUUACAGUCUUUCCUUAAGAUUUGCUCAUUAUGACAAAUCGUUGGGUUUUUUUAAUUAUUUUUCCAAGAAAACUGGAGCUAACAACCUAGCCCUGUUUUUUCAGUUCCAAAAACACUCAUUUGAUUUAAUUUUUUUCAUGUUUUUCUUCAGCUACGAGGAUUUAUGAAUGAAGUACUGUUGGACCAGAUUCCAAGUUUAAUAGAUCUUCAACGAUACCUUGAACAAUUAUCCAUAAUGGAACCGCCAGCUAUUAAAAAAGACAUUAUUCUAGAACAGGUGAAUGCAUUGUAGUGAUAAUGAAAAAAUUCUUUUGGACAACAGUUCUCGCUCAAAACUGGUCAACAUGUUUUUUUUUUUAAUACAGUCGAACUUCUAUCUGCCUGCCUCCUUAAGAUCUGCUUGUGGUAUUGCUACCAUAGCAACCAUCUCCUUCCCAGUUUCUCUCUUCUCUUCUUCCCAUUCUUACUUCAGGAGAAUAGAAUGGAAAGAGAUAGACCUGGGAUCGAGGUUACCAUAGUAACAGUCCAUGAUUACUGUCAGGAACAGGAACAAUGAAAUAAACGACCAGAGUUUUUUUGUUUGUUUGUUUGUUUUGUUGUUGUUGUUGUUUUGUUUGUUUUUUUCUGUUUUUUUUUUUUUCAUCAAGCAAUAAAUGAUAUAUUUCAAGAUAGGAUACUGCAGGAGUAACGUCGGUGGUAAGAAGUUUUUUUCAAAACUUAAGGGUGUCCUGGAUUUUAAGAGAUGAACUUAGCGUCACGAAAUGACAUUAGUGAGUUUACGCAACAGGACGGCAGAAAGGAGAGGACGCAGUGUGACAAACGUGACAGGUCGAUUACUGACGUGUUUUGUCAGGAAUUCACUUAAAAUUGAUCUUUUUUGCUCUUCUACAAAAAGAUCUGUUUAAAGGAAUGUGAAGUUUGGCGGAAGGUUUUUUUGUGUCACGCUUGUCACACAAGGUUUGCCGUCGUCUUUCCUCUCCCGUCUUUUUGAAUAACUAACUUAGUUUUAAAUGUAGGGAUGACGGUCAUUCUGUUGUUAAUUUCGUUUUCGGAAAAUGACCACCAGGUCCCCGAGAUAAGAGAAAAACUGGUAAAAGAAAACCAGGGUAAAUGGGAAAAAAUCGCAAAAUAUCAGAAGAGGGCUUUCUUCUCACCGACAGCAGAGGAUAUUAAAAGACAAGCAAAAAUGUAAGUGGCACAUGUGGUUUUUACAUCAUAAUGUAUGGCAGUUUCUUUCCUGUGUAGUGUCGCAGCGGGAAACGCGAAGGAAGGAGAAUCGGGCGCGCUAACGCGACAGGGGCGCAAAGAAGGAGAAGGGGCUACGUUCUCCUUGCGCCUCCUACGCCCUUGGUAGUUCCCGUCUAGCAGCUUCUAUGCAGAAUAUGCAGUUUGGAAAUUAUUAUCAUUUAUCAUCUUGCAUAGUACCAUUUUGGCUAGGCUCUUUCAGGCUCCAGUAUAGUCAAAAAGAAGCGAUAGUACGGAGAGAGCAUCGAGAAUCGUUACGCGAAAACCGCGGGGGGGCUGGGGAGAGACUGGGAAGUGUAGUAAGCAUUGUAUUCGAUACCUCAUUCGGAAAUACCAGCUCCUUGUAUGCACUACGAUUGGUCAAUUUUAACGGUUUACGUCAAACCUUAUGUCAAGCUCUCGCUCUCGCGGGCGCAGAGUCAAACAAACAUGGCGAGCGGCAUGUGAAACCCUCUUUACACCGCCUCUCCCCUUCCUUCCCGCAGUUUUUCGCUCGCUUCCUUUUUUGCUGCUCGCCCGGUUGCUCGUCUGCACUGACCGAGAGCCUGCCACAGGUUACAUUUUUGUUGAGGGCGAGCGAGCGUGGCCCUGCCACGCCUAUCAAACUCAUCCUUCCUUCUUGCUACGAUCCUCUCUGAUGGGACCAAUGCUCUACUUCUCAAUUUCUUUCCUACCAUUUACAUGCACUAUUUGUUCAUUUGUUUGGUUGUGUUUGUAGGUGGGCGGACACGUACAACCUGGAUAUGCUUGAAGAGCUGGUCAGUGAUCCCCCCAAAUGCGCCACGUGUGGCCAGCCAGCCACGAAACGAUGCUCUAGAUGUCAAACUGAAUGGUAUUGUAAAAGGUAACAAAUUUUCUCUAUUAACAACCACUCUGUCCGAGACACGUAUAAAUCGUCCUUUGAACGAGUAGUUCCAAUUUAUCUUGAGGAGUGCACUAACAACUAGAAUAGCUCACUUUAGAAAAGAAAGUCUUGCAUCUAGAAAAGGUGAACAAGUAUUUCAAGGAUUGCUCGGGAGAUAGGGUUGAUAGGGAUUUUGAAUUUGCGUUGCUUAGUUUUCUCUUUACCAAUGUUUCACUCCUAAGACUUUAAGUGAAGGAACGUCAGCUCCGAAAUGGAAAUGUUUGAGAGACUUUUCGUUCCAAUAAGCAACAAAGAGACUGGAUUUGUUUUAUUGUGAUCUCUUUCAGAGAAUGCCAGGUGAAACACUGGAGCAAGCACAAACCGGCCUGUAAUCUUGUAGUUGAAUCAAAGUCAUAACGCUGUUGUCUUAUCAGUGUUGGUAUAUUUAUUUUAAUUGUUUGUAUAUUGUAAGACUUGUAACUUGUUGUAAAUUUGUAAAUACUCGGUGCAAGACGAUUAAAAUGUUCUUGUUUGAAAUUUUUUUGUAAGAAGUGUCUGUCUCUGUCACAUCUUUAACUUGUGCGAUUUAGAAUUUUCAGUUACCAUUUUCCGUGGUUGAGUCGUUUUUGUCUAGACCUCCAAAAAGACACAUUUAAUAUUUAAGGAAAUUGAGAAGUAAUUUCCACAAGUAGACCUCAUUUGUAAAGUUUUUCGAAUGAUGCCAGGGGUAACUGAAGAUGCUAGAAAGGGAGAAACGGAAGGGAUACAGUCCACGUUCUCCUUGCAACCAGUCUCGAAAGCGAUCAGUUACAGUUACCACCAGCAUUGUACAGCGCACACCUCGCUAUAACGGACGCCCCAAUAAUACGGACAGCAGCUAAAUCCCAGCCAAAAAUAAAUAGCCGAUGUUCGACCGCUAUAAAUUCCCGCUGUUAUGGACUCUCACGAUUGAAAACACUAACUCAAGUUCCCUAUAGUGUCCGCUAUAAAGGAAGUUGACUGUAGUAGUCUCUCAUUUACCUCAGAGAUAGUUAAGGUGGCUAGUACCACUUUUCACUUCUUUGCGGGGGGGGGCGUUGAAAGUUGAAAUGACAGCAAAAAGUAGAAAGCCUAAGCCGUAGCAACACUUUCGUUCAGUUGGAUUAAACAAGGAGUGCUUGACUUGAAAAAACUGUUCUUUUGUCAGUAGCAGUUACCAUGGCAAGAUAUCCUAAGCUUUUUGCUAAAGGUCCUCUUAUCACAAGGCCCCAUUCUCGUAAACGACCAGCUCUUGCUGCUAACACUUUCAUGGAUUUCCGUAGGCGCCUAGUGUAAGUGCCCCACACCUCCCUCAGUCAAAGCUUUCUUGAGUGUGACUUCCACUACAACCCCACAAACUACCUAUUAGAGGUAAGUUCCGAGUUAGCCUGCGAGCAAGCUCUCAGGGGCGCUCUGGCGGCGUGGCGGGAAUAGGAAGGAGAGCUUGCAACUAAAGUCGAUGCGAGAUGCUGAUUGGCGGAAAUGACAUUAGUAAUGACGUCAUUACCCUUCGCACGUGUUUUUCAAUCUUUGUUUCCAUUUGCAGUCGUUUCCGCUUCAGCUGAUUGGCGGGAAUCUGACAGCUCAUUAAAAAAUUUGUGACAGACAGACAUUCGUAAAACACCCCAUCCAGACGUUCUUCUACUCUGGACAGGUUUUCUCUAUAUAAACGAGACCUAAGGCGUGGAGAGGCUGCAACUGAGCAAGAAGGAUAUCCAUGUUCAAAGACCUAUCCAUUAUAAUUAGAAUGAAAUAGCGUAGAAAGAAGAACUCAGAAAAAAAUUAUGAGUUCCAGAUAGGAAUUGACCUCCUCCAAGUUAUUUGUGGGCUAACUUAACAACCGUGUUGCACAGUCACGUUAACACGUCAAAAGGAGCAUAGCAUUUGCAUAAUCGUUCUGAAAUGGCUUUGAAAUCUGUGGUCUUAGAGGGACAUCUUCUACGAAUAUCCCCCUCUCUAAAUUUUUCAAAGGCGUCAUAUCUCGUAACGAUAGUAACUGGCCACCACUAAACUUAUCUCAAAAUGCGCUCUAGGGAUAAACGAAAAGCUACUGAAAGCUUCAAAUGCUGUUGUUUUAUCGUCUUGUGAAAAACUCAAAAAAACCUCAGAAGGGGGUGGCAACCAAAGGCCCCCCUCCCCCUCCUUGUACGACCGAGGGUUAACAUUCUUGCAGCAAGCUCGGACGUCAACAUCCAAGGGCGCCAGUGGUAGCCGCUAUCAGUCCAUUUAUGAGCUAACUGUAUCCCACCCAUAGCUGAGGGGAAUGAUGUGUGAUGCCAGCACCACCGCGGAAACUUACCCUACUCUUUUUGAACAGUAAUGUGGGUUUCGAUUUGACUAAUGAAAGAAGAACAAAGAAGGAUGAAGGAGACGAGGCCAACGGCUUAUAGUCACCAAUGACGCGAUCAGUCCGAUCAUCUGAACUGCGACAACGUCACAGCCAGUAUGAUCUCACCAGUUAUUCGGGAGUUAGGUGACCAGAGCAUAGAGAUUAGUCACCCUUUGUCACCCUUGGCUCUAAGCUGCGAUGAAGUGUGGUUCUUCUUUGGCUCGGGAUGAUUCCCGGCCUAAGUAAGUAAGCAUAUUCUCCCCAGACCCCUAUCGGAAACCCACUUAACCGGCUGGAGAACUAAGGGUUCGAAAUGAUCAAGGCCCUUGGAGACUGGCGUUCUGAUACCAUUUUUUAUAGUUGAACCUCUCCCAUAAGCGACCACCCAAAAUGCAAAGGUUUGGUGGUCGCUUACUGGAGGUGGUCGCUUACGAGAGUCGGACCGCAAGGGUGAAAUUAUUUUUAGGCAUGCAACCUAGAAUGGAGUUGUAUAUUUAUUCUAAAAAAAAAUGAAAGUUUGCUUUAUUUUUUAGGCAACCUAGAAUGGAGUGGUAUAUUUAUUCUAAGAAAAAUAAUGAAAGUUUGCUUUCCCCUGCUAAUUUUACUGGUACUUUUAUUGAUAAAAUCAUUAGCUAUUCUAUGUGGCAGUUCAUUUAUGGAAGUACGAAAAAUGUCUAGCUCUGAAACUUCUGACGAACAAAAACUUUUAAGUUUAAAGCUUCUUAAACUGAAACCUGGAAAUAUGAAUCUUUUUCUGAAGGGUAAUGGUUAAUAUUGUAGUUAUAGAUCGAAACACAGUAAUAGAUGUGUAGACAAAAAUGAUAGCCAAAGAAUAAAUUCCUUUUCGUCCAUUUUUAAAAUGUAAUUCUCUCUCUAUUAAUACCAAGUGUCAAGUGGUCGCUUACCAGAGGUUUAUAACAAUAGAAAAUUCUAAAACUGUCGGCCAAAAUAGCGGUCGCGGUCGCUUACGGAAGGUGGUCGUUUACUAGAGGUUCCAGUAUAAGGCUUUUGACUGGGAACAGUUUUGAUGUUUUGGGAAGGUGGCCGCACGUGAAGGUUCGACUGUAUACCUGACCAUCCCUUUAACCGUAUUCCUCCAUUCUGCUAAUUGGUAUGCGAAGCUAUUUUACCCAACACCUACACUCCCUCUAUUCCCGACACCUCCACUCCUUUCCCCACGCCAUUGUGAGGUAAAGUCAAUAAACUGAGGAUUGGCACCGGAUGGAUAUACAUAUCACCUAAUUACAUGUAGUAUCAUACGAAAUGCACGCAUGUCAGCCGUGUAAGGCAAGUUUUUGUUGAUAUUGGCAAGCAGUGCAGUGGGGAUUUAAUAAAGCGCCAAGCAUGUCCUUAACCUAUUGACGACGGUUUGCAUCUAGUACAUAAUCUUUUACUAUAUUUCUCGAAAAUGAAAAAAGAAAAGCACAAAAUAACCAAUAAAACGACAGGGAACACCGGCCUCAGUUGUUCAAAAUUAAAGCUGGGUAACGAAAUCCACUAGACAGAUAUCCCACUGGAUGGCACAACUAUUUUUCCUAAUACUUACCCGCUGGAUAGUGAUUUAAUAAUAUCCGGUGGAUAGCGCUAUCCAACAUUUAAACUAACUGGGAGCAGAAGAGAUUUCUUGACAGAUUUAAAGCCCUAAAAUUCCAGAUAACAUCACCCCUUCCUCCUGCCAAGCUCCUUUUAACCAAAGGAUAAGUCUCCUGUAUAGCCUAACCAUCUACAGCCUAUCACCAAUUAACAAGUGCAGACGGUUCGACUUCAGAAAUGUAGCAUAAGGCCUAUUUUACGUCAUAUACAUGGACGGUAAUUUAAGAAUGAGAAGAAAUGUUUUCCAGUUUCUCUUACUGCAAAUUUCCUUAUAAAAAAAAAAACGAAAACAUCCGGCAUAAAUUACGCGACGCGAGCUCUCAUGAGGUAGGAGUUUAGCCAGCAGAGGGGGUUCAUGAAGUUGAUGAACCCCAUUCCUCUUCCCUGUAUCCCUUUGGAUAAGAAUUUGCGUCCUGGAGAUUGUGCCUUGCGAGCGAGAGUCUUUCCUUGCUCUUAUGAGUGUCCGCAAUAUAAUCAGAAUAUACACCCUGAGGUUACCUUUAAAAAACCGUGACUCCUGUUGUUUGGCUAAGUCAGUUCCGUCGGUGAAUCUUUGGAAAUUGUUCCUUUACGUAAACGUGACAAUUUGUAUGCCUUCUGGGUUGUUAUAGAAUUAAUUGAUCAUGAAGUUUCCUAGCUGAGUAAAAUAACUUCAGCUGAAAGUUGGAACUCCCCUGCCAAAAGACAACAUCAAAAUCCCAUGGUCGUGCUAUCAUUGUCGCUUUUUUCACGUAUUUUGUUUUUUUUUUUUUGCCGUGCUCUAUGUGCAUAAUGCGCCACUCGGAACCGGGUUCAUGCACACGUUCGUCCGUACAACACAGGAACCCCAUUCUCACGAGGGAGAUAUUGUUGUUGAGUGACAAAAAUAUUAUAAUGGUUUGAGUUGGAAUUUUAGUGUUCACUAUUUAGGGGUCAAUAGUAGCGAUAAAAAAUCAGAACCUCUUACCGUUUCUCCGUGUUUUCUUAGCAAGCAAGAUUAGGGGUAAGGGAAGAAGAAACCUUAAAAGGCGAAACUGUCUCCCCCAGUUCGCUUCUCCCAGAAACGCAAGGCAACCCUUUCUGCGCGUGCCACCCGCGCGAGGUUCCACGCGCGCGUAAUCACAUCUUGCCGACUGAAAUAAGAGUAUUUCUGUGCUGACAACUCUCCCGGAUAAUCCAGGAGACUCCAGAUUUUGGACCGUAUCCCCCGGUCUCCAGAUUAGAGUCUGAUAUCUCCCGGAUAAUCGCCAAAAUUGCUAUUUCUUGUAGACACGACUUUCUGACCACAAAAUUUCAAAUAUUUUGCGUUGUUUGAGCUACUGUGGGAACGUUUCCCCAUAAAUUCCGGUAUGCCACUGUAAUUUAAGCAAUAAUGUAGCUAAGUAUGAACUGUUUAUGUGCGAUAUGCGGCGAUCGGAAUCAACGAGAAUUUUUAGCACAAAUGACGUCAUUUGACGUGUGAUUUGACGUCAUCUAUCAUUUCUUCCCUAUCAGUUCUCAAUAUUUGAUGACGUGGGGGGUUGACAGUCCUGUUUGUCCGUCUUUAUUUUUUGCAUACUUCUUGUUCGAGGGUCCCCCAGUUGGCCGUUCGGGAUCCGGGAUAUCGUUUAUUUUACCCUGCGAGCAGAGGCCCUUCGAUCUUCCGCAGGGUGCGUUCAUUUGAAAUUAUGCCAUGAUUCUAGGUUUUAGAGAAAAAAGAUGGAGAGAAAUUUGUGACCCUCCUCUUGAAGGAGGUAAAGAAAGGAAACACGAAACUCAUUACUGACGGCCCAAAACGUUCUUCUAAAUAAAAAAUGUCGCUUUAUUUGGCCUGCGCCCUUAAAAUGCCAUAGUUUGGGUUGCGUGAAAAACCGAAUAUAUAAGAUGGUGAAUGCAGUGGUUUGCUUUCUAACAUAACAAAGCAAAGAGAAUAACGAAUAAACGCAUGAAGAAAUGGCGGGAAUGCCGGUUGGAAUAAAUUUUUCCGAACAAAAACAGCUUAGGAAAUAAAAAAAAAUCUUUGAUAGACAAGAAGCCGACCAAUGACCGUGCAUUCCCAUGCAAUUUACAUCGCUCGCGCACGCGCAGUAGUGUCGCGUCUCGCUCACUGCAUCGUGUUUGUCUUGACUCUUACAAAGCGUCUCUUCCCUUGUGCUCUUAUACUGAGAGAACCUUUAGCUUGAGAAAAAGACCUUAGCCGAUCUAGCUUUACAGCGGAGCAAUUUAGACGAGAUUACACAUCUGAGCUAGACAAUUGCUGAAAAGCGCAGAUCCGGAGAUAUGGAAGGUAAUUCAAAAAUCUCAAUGCAAUACGGUACUUUUGUUUCCAAAUCUCAGUCAAACUCUUAUGAGCGACUCCAUGAAUUGUUCUCCCCUUGUAGUCUUAUAUUUCUUACUAGCCUCAUACGAGGCCUUAUGAAGGCCAUAGGACGUAUGGAAGUGUGAACCACCGAAGUCAACUCGCAAAAUUUUUCGGUUCUACGGACAAUUUACACUCAAAAAUGCUCUAGAAUUGUCAUUUAAAUCUUGUUACGUGUAGUAAACGACAAAAAAUGUCUGCUGCGAGUUAUUUCGACGCCGUUUGCUCGGGCUUUCUUCAAUCGAACGAACUCGUAGGAAAUCACAGAGGAAUAUAAAUUAUGCCUGAGGGAAUCACCAUCGCUCGGACCAAGUGAGAAUUUCUAUUUUUUUGGCCAAAAUAUCGCAACGAAGAGCUCAAAUUUCCCCGUAAAUGAUGUAGUUAAUGUCGUUUUGGCAUCGAAGCUUCGUGGACAUGAUGUUGUUCUUGUUUUCACGAAGGAACCAAGUCUAAGAAGCGGGCCGCUGAAGUACAGAAGUCCAAGUCGCCAAAGAAACCUAAGAUUGUGAAGGAUGUAAAGAAAAGCAGAAAAAAGUCCAAAGGCGAUGGACCUCAGGUGAAAAGAGCUUCCUCGGCGUACAUUCACUUUACGACGGAUUUCCGAAAAACGCUGAAAGAGAAAUGCGAGAAGAGUGGCGACCCUCUACCUAAGGCAAACGAAGUUGCGAAGAUGGCGGGCGAGCAGUGGAAAAAACUUACAGCCGAGGAGAAAAAGCCUUACGAUUUAAAGGCUCAGGCGGAUAAAGAGCGCUACUUGAAAGAGGUAAGGAACGAUUUUGAACAAAACAAGGCGAGGACACGGAGUUAAAUUACUCAUCUCUCGGAACUCCAACAUGGCCGCCACAUCCUCGUCCGUGUUAAGCGCAACUGAUGUGUCACGUGAUAGUUUUUUUCUUUCACGCGACAAAUAUCUUCUUGGUACUGAAAAAAUAGUUAAUUCCUAUUUCAGAACUUUUUCCAAUUAACUUUCAAAGAGCAAGAAAUGCAAUGUAAUGAAAACUGUUAUUUUUCCAAAAUAUGUUCAAAUGCUGAAAAUUCUUGUCUUUUUUGCAUAUUCUUCAACUUUGAAUAGUAUUUGAAAUCACUUUCAUUUUUCUUACUGGAAAAUUUCUGCCAGGAAAAUAAACAAAUUGUGUUAGUUUUAGAGGAUAAAUUUGUUCAAGUGCCUCCUCAGGUUCACAUAUCAUUUCAGAUCUUUGAAAUUAAUCAGUCGUGGUAGACUUUCAAGAGAGCUAUCUGAAUGUUUGGUUACAAAAUGAGGUAAAAAAAAAAUGUGAAAUGUUAUUUUCUUUACUAUCUGAUCGUGUUGGUCACAUGGCCAUUUUACAGACUUGAUGUACUGUAUUAAGCUUCAAAUUUGAUGGCAGCAGUUGGUAAGCGCAGCCGUUUUGGUUAUUUCAAACCCUUGAUGUUAUGUUUGCACAAAGUUUGAAAAAAAAUUUUUCUGGCCACCAUUUUAUAUUUUUGACUUUUUUGAAGAAAAUGAACUUGAAGCAUUGUAUUACUUUAAUUGUGACAAAAAAAGGUUUGUUAAGUAUAGAUUUGUAUUUGAGAUUUAGACCGGAAUUAAUAUGUAAGAAUUUACCAGAUAUGUUAAGUUGUUAAUCAGUCUGUUCCAAUUUUCGUAUCAAAGUGGCUUCAAGACCAGGCCAUUGCUAGCAAGAGGCAAGGUACUUGCCUUCUGUAGAUUUAACGUUGCAAUUAAAAGAACACCUGUUUAAUUGGAAAAACCAAUCCUAGUUGAAGAAGAUUGAUAUUUUUGAAGACAUACCUUAAAAUAGCAUCUCAGAGCUUCUAGAUUUCAAAUCUUUUUUUUGGGGGGGGGGGACAUCACCAGAACCCACUUUGCUCCUUUGUUGAUGACAGAUCUUGCUUCUUCCUGUGAGGAUGAAGACCUUGCCAAACUAUAGUUGUUGUUACUGAUACAAGCAACCCAUGCCAGGGCCAUGGCAAGAUGGAUGGCCAGUCGUCAGACAAUCCAAAAAAAGCAAAAGAAUGAAGGCUCUCUUUUUGUGUAAUUCUGUCUUUUAAUGAAAAGCCUCUUAUCUAGAAAAUUUUUAUUCCUUAAGGCGUGUAAAAGAUGAAAAGUCAAAACGUUUGCCAUGAAGACAAUUUCCUCAGCUAACCUUGUCCUAGUUACAGCCCUUAAUCCUGAAGUAACUGUUUUUCUCUGUCUAUACAGAGUGGAAAGCUAGCCAAGAAAGAAUCAGACAAGCCAAAGCGUGCUCCCACUGCCUACUUCAUCUUCCUGGCUGAAUUCCGAGAGCAAAUGAAAGGUAAGAGUACAGAUGGUGACCAAAAGAUUCCAGCCCUUGCCGGUGAAAAAUGGCGAAGCAUGAGCGACAAGGAUAAGGAGAAGUACAAAAAGUUAGAGGCAGAAGCGAAAAAGAAGCAUGAGGCUGCAAUGGAAGAAUGGAAAAAGAAGGUUAGUUUGAUCAAAGACACUUAAAUAUUCUUCAUUCAUAAAAAUUAAAAUUAAGGUGUAACACAAUUUUAUGAACAAAAAUUCUUGCCAGGGUGCAAAGAAAGUCAGUUUUAAAGCUUGUCCCUUAAUUUUGGCAAGCUGUAACUAGGACGUACAGGUACUAGCCCGAGAGUCAUUUCAACUAACCUGAAAAAGAUUUUUUUUAAGUGCAGUAUUAAGAGCUUAUUAUUUAUUAAUGACAUCAGUUAAUAUUACAGUACCUGCUUUACUAAAUCAUUGUAUUAAUAAAGAUAUCAAUUUCACUUUGUCAGAUCAACUUGAAAAAGAGCUUUUGAUCUACUUAAAUUUAUUUUAUUAGGAAUUUAACCUAUAAUAUUAAUUUGUCUUUAAGUUACAGUAUUUCCUUAUUUUGAAUUCCACCCCCAAAACUUUUACCUACCCAUUGGGCAAGUUAAGAACAGAAUUUACUAGCCCAAUUGCAAAAUCCACAAGCCCCAGGCAAUCAGACACGACCUUCUUCCCCACCUCUAGCCUAUUAGGGCUGCAAAAAUAAAAAGUACACAUGUUAGCAUUGCAAAAACAAGGAAACAAAAAAAAACCUUGGCAUACUCUUAUGUUUCUCUCACAGAAUGCAGGCAAAGAAGCUGCCCAGCCUUCAAAACCUAAAACGCAGAGUAAAAAAGCCCCACCGAAAAAGGAGGUACCCAAACCAUCUGAAUCUGAGGAGGAGGAUGAUGAUGAUGAUGACGACGAGGAAGAAGAGGAAGAAGAUGCUGAUGAUGUUGAUGAUGAUGGUAAGUUGGUGAUUUUAAGUAACCUCUCAUCUCUGCAAAGUAAGACUCUAUUGCUUGUUAUUUGCCACCGUCCUUCACUCUUAAUAGCAGUCUAGCAAAAAAAAUUAAAAUUAAACUUUUUAAGAACAAAUAAUUCCUCGCAAAAGCGAGUUUAUGAUUUUGUCUGAAUUUGUGACACCCAUGACUCCCACGAGGAUCACAAAACCAAGUGUGAUAGUUUCUUCGCUAUCAGUCUAUUGAGUUUGGUGAUUGGUGUCCACCAGACGUCAUCCAGCCGGUGACGUCAAGGUGCAUUGGGGGGCUCCAGGCAACCGAUUUUGCGACCUUGCAAGGGAAUCCGACGAGGCUUGAUUUAAUAUCUAUCAGUUUGGUUUUUUUGCAGCCGUUUUAGGAGUCCGAAAGUGCUUUUUGUGAUGAAUUUCGAGGGCAGAAGUACUUUUAAGAGAAAAUGGAAGCGAUUUGGAUCAUUAGCCUUUAAGAUAUGAAUGAAAAUCAUGACAAAACACAUGUUUUGGGUCCCACUUCGCUUAGUUGGGAAUCUGUUCUGGACAGUAAUUCUUCUGAAAAAUAUCUUUGAAUUUGGGUUUGAUAUGGGCUUGAUCAGCUUUAUACAGGGCAAGCUGGUAGAAGAUAACCGCUGGCCAGAUCCCACAUACUGAACAGUUUUGCACCUGCUAGGGCGUCUAGGGUCUCAUCUAUUUGGGGAAGUGGGUAGGCAUCCUUCCUGAUCACAUCAUUCAGCUUGCGGUAGUCCACACAGAAACGAGUACCACCAGAUCCCGAGUUCGAAUCUGGGUGGAACUUACUCUUCUUUUUCUCUUCUUUUCUGUUUUUUCCUUUUCAUUUUUUUUUUUUUUAGUUAAUGUAGUUUUGUUUUGUUUCUUUAUAUAGCAUUUUUUUUUACUGAAUAAAUUUUCUUCCCUAUUGCUUUAUUUCCUUUUCUAGAUUCCUUUUCUUCCUACAUCAUGCCAUUCCCACAAAGUGCUUCACGAGGUCCUGCAAUUCUUGUAGUUCUAGUACUAUAGAGCAUUUUCACAUAACGUCAUGUCCACUAUAUUCCUCCAUAUCGGUGUCCUAAAACAAUGAAACAGCAGCCACGUUGGUGUUCCAAACUAGUUGGAGGUGAACCUUUUUUGAGAUGUUAAAACGGCAUUUUGUGCCAAUCAAUUAUUUGCAUAGGUGCUUGUCACACAAGAGAAAAAUUUCCUGUAAGGGUUUCCAUCAUUUGAAGGAUAAAACCAUUGGAUUUCAUUCAUGGAUUCAAAAGCUAGAGUGAAGUAAAUAAUCCUGAAAUGGCAUGGUCUUGAUUGAAGUGAAAACGUCACACAAUACCAAACAAAGGCCUAAAAGCACUUUGAAUGUCUGUCUUGAGAUAGAGAUGUCUGUUUUAAAGAGAGUCCAAACUAAAAGGAGUGAAGAAAGGCAGGGACCAACUCUAGGUGUUCAUCUUAGCAUGGUGUCCAUUAUCAGCGAGUUGACCUUAUUACCUUAAAAAAAAAAAAGAAACAGUGUUUACAAAACCUGGAUCAGAUCAGCCCUGUAACCCUAUAACCUAUCCCCAGCCUUUAGUGACUUACUGGAGUUGUUAGGAUCGAAGUUUUUGUUAACUGACACCUGAAAAAGGCUAGUCACGGACAGCUACACUGUACUAAAAUCCUGGUCUGGGAAUCUAAAAAAAGGAUUUGUGGGCUACUGACCACAAAGUAUAUACUAGGCAACUAAAAAUAUCAGACUUGAUCAUGUUAUUGAUUUCAUUAUUAGGGCUGAUAGUAAUACCCAUUCUAUUCCCUUUGGGUAAAUGAGUCCAGUCAGGCCUGAGUUUUGUACCUGCCCGUUUUUACAAGGGUAAAUCACGUCUGGAAUGCUAGUCAAAUAAGUGCAAUGUUGCUAUGAGGUGCAGGGAACACCCAUAAACUCGUCUUUUGAUUUUUCAGGAGGAGACGAUGAUGACGAUGAGGACGAUGACGAUGAUGAUGAUGAUGAUGACGAUGAGUAAAAGAAGGGAUACCCUUGCAUUUGUCUCAAAGAGAGCCAUAAUUGUUUACUUUCAUUCGUGAGGUUUUUAGUGUUUUCUUUUUUUUUUUUUUUCCUGAACUUCUAGCCUUUCUCUGGUAUUCUGAUGGUGGCAAGCAACAGAAAGGAAUCCUGCAUCGCCUACAUCAGCAGUUACAACACAUUUCCUAUCUUUUACUUCCCACCAUCUGAAAGCCUUAAACAGGCUGCUAAACUCAAAGAGUAUAUUUCCCAACAAGUUUCAAGUAAGACUAUGUAACAUAGUUGUUUACUGGCCAAAUUUGAUUACAUCAAAUAAGCACCAUCAGUGGUUAGAUUGGCACUUUUUUUUUCUUUUUGAAAAAAGGUUAACCAGUUUUCUCUUCUAAGUCCAGUUUUUGGACUGGCGUUGCUUGUUUGUUUCAACAGCAAUACAUGUAAUUCAAUUUUUUUUCCUACUCAGGCAUAGUUUGAGUUAUUUUCAACUUGACUUAAUUUUGUUCUUAUGGAUAACAGAAAGCAGUAGUUAUUGAAAUUUUUUAGAGCCUUACAUUACAUCAAGAGUUUUUAAAGGCCUUGUUUACAUUGAAAUAGUACAGAACUGAAACUGUCAUACAUGCCAACAGUUUUGUAGGAACAUGCUGCUAAUUAAUUACCUUUUGCUCAAGCGAAAAUGAGACCUGAAUGAACAAACAUCCUUCUUGCCAAAAUUAUUGUGCUAUGAUAUUAAUUUUUUAGUCUCUUCUAAACUAUUCCUGUUAUGUAGAUAAUUCGUAACUUUUUUCUUUUGUUUAAUUUUGUCUUCACUUCUUUCUUUCCAUGCUACUAAAUAGUUCAUUCUAUUCCAUACUUUAUUCAGGUUAUUUGCAUUCAAAGACCUCAUCUUUCAUCUGAAUUGAUGACUACUAACAAUUUAAGUUUUACAUGUAAGGACCUGUUACACUAAGCAAUAUGAUUUUUUUUGCAACUUUUCACACAGUUUGCUGCAUUGUUGUGAGAAAAAAUGCAGAAGAUGCUGUUUAGUGCAACAUGCCCAUUUGUUGCAGCUUUGCCGUAAUAGUUGCAAGAGUUAAAAUUAGAUCCUACAACUUUGUACAAUCUUGCUGCAAAAGCACUUUCCAAGAGUUUUUCAUGCAGCAAUUUUUAAACAUGCAGGAUACGUCUUAGCACUAGUUCUCUGCAGAAAGACUGUAACAAGGGCUUUAGUUGUCUUUGCUCGCAUUUUUGAAUCAGUCUAGACUUACAAGACAUUAUAUGAUAUGCGACGUCAUUCUUUGAAAGUUGUGUGCGGCCUUAAAGGUUUCCUCCAUCACCACCACCACCAUCUCCCCUCCACCCCAGUUUGCUUUUAGUGUGAAAAAAUAUGUCGUUAUUGAAUUUGUACAAUUGUCCAAGUAGCUGUGUGUAUUAAUUUUAUUAUGAUUUAGUUAGGUCAGCUUAAGUUAAUUAAACCAUAUUACUGUGUUUAGAACAAUCCAACAAAAUUAAGUUUUGGAACAUAAGAAGUAAAUGACCUCUUUGAUCAACAGUACACGAGCAAAAUUGUGAAGUUCUUUUCUUUAUAUUCCCAUACAUAACACUCCUGUGGUAAGUUGUCAAUAAUCGGCUUAUAAAUACUGUGAAAUGUAAGUUUUAUUCAGCUUCUGGAGUUGUUUGUACAGGUUAACCCUUGAAUCUUCGAUAUCAGAAAACAAAAUCAAUUCUGUCCCCACAGAUCUUGUACAAUGGUACUUGGCAGGGAGAAGUUGAAUUUGUUGAUAUAUGUAUUGAAUUCAUCGCAGGUGAUCAUGUUCCUAAUUCUCCUAACCUUUUAGGUAUUAAUAGAAUAAGGAGAUAAUUGAUUUUAAUCAACACUUUGAGCAAGUCGAAGACUUUUUAGUCUUUGGCUUAUUGGCCUUAAGGUUAAGAUCAAGUGUAGUAUAUUAUGACCUAUAUAAAUUACACACAACCGAACCGUAACUAGUAGAAGUUGAUUUCUGCAUAGUUUCUUGUGGUAAAUUAAGGUGCCUUUAGUUUUCCUUUGAGCUCCUAGAGCUGAGGAAACUAUGAAUAUCUCAGUUACAGGGGUGAGAGAAACCACAGUAUCCCUCAAAGGUAGUUUAAUAACGGGAUCUUGUUGUAAGCUAGCAAUAAAAUUGUGUUGUUGAUUGGUAGCAAGGGGUUAUUUUCACUGAUUUUGUUGGCCUUGUUUGUAAACUAUCCUCGAAAAGCCUUUUUAGUUUGUACAUCUCUGUUUGUAAGUGUUUUAAAUAAAGCUGUUCUUUUUC